AUGCCGGUCUCGUCGGGCGGCGCCUGCCGGCAAAAGUUGGUCAUGGCUGGCAUCACCGUCGCCGUGGCCGGCAGUCUGGGCUCCGGCUGGACUGACGCGGACGUGGCCCGCUGGAUGGCCUACAAUGGCGGGCGGUUUGCCGCGUCCGUCACUGGCGACGUGACACAUCUGCUCUGCACGCCGGAGGAGUACGCCAGGCCCAAGAAGAAGCAGGACCCGGCCCUGCGGGAGGCCCUACGGCGCGGCCCCAAAAAUGUGCACAUUGUGCUCAAGGACUGGCUCGAAGACUCGCUGCACAGGCGCAGUCGCCGUCGCGAGAAGGCCUACCUGCUGCGACACAUCCACCGCCCGUCCCAGCAGCACCACAAGGAGAUGCAGGAGCGUCAGGAGCGGCUGCGUGCAAAGGGCCGGCAGCUUGGCGAGACAUUUGUAGAUACAACUCUCUACCACAUCUAUCAGGACGCCACCGGCUUCUCCUACAAGGUAACCAUCCAGCGCGAUCACGAAAACUGCGGCAUCUUUGGCGAACGUUACGUCCUUCAUCUUUUCGAGUCGGAUGCCCGGCCACAUCUUUACUGGUUUGCCGCCCGCCACUACAAGAGCCGUACACACACGCAGCCACGAGACUACCGGCCCAGCGACACCUGCCGGUUAUUUGAGACUGAGUUUCGGCAUUUCUGCACCUUCUUUGCCAGGAAGACCGGCGUGUCCUGGGACGAGAGGAUGGUAGCAGAAGCCCCGACAAAGACGAUGAAGGAUACAAAUACGAAGGAGGCCGAUGUUCACGACCUGUCCGUCAUUCUCGACUUCGGACCAGAGACGUCCAGCUAUUUCCGAUACGUGAGGCCGGCCAGAGGCAUGCCCAUGGGCGUUAUUGACAAGGCGGAGAACAUGCCCCGUCCCAAUAUAGAGGAAAUCAAUCUGGACGGAGGGUACGAGCAGGGGCAGAGACAUGCAUAG
Messenger RNA from Grosmannia clavigera kw1407, 960 nucleotides. RefSeq names its product brct domain containing protein. The record is from RefSeq and is a predicted model, not a curated record. Lineage: Eukaryota; Fungi; Ascomycota; Sordariomycetes; Ophiostomatales; Ophiostomataceae. Bases 1 to 960 code for a protein of 319 amino acids. The transcript has 4 exons.